This is a messenger RNA of Striga asiatica, 991 nucleotides long. The record is from the annotation of a GenBank genome assembly. NCBI's taxonomy places the organism in Eukaryota, Viridiplantae, Streptophyta, Magnoliopsida, Lamiales, Orobanchaceae.
AUGGCCAACUGUUUGCGGAUGACAACGGCGCCAUCAGUUUCCUGCUUCUCUUCAUCCUCUUUAUCGUCCCCAAAACGGCGUAAUUUCUGCGUAAUCAACUGCUCGAAGUUGCCUCCUAUAAACCCUCGCGACCCUUUUCAAUCUAAGCUCGAUUCUGGAUUGGUUGAAGCAACAGCUGAAUACUUGAAUCAACUCGGUUACGUUCUAAAAGAUCUAGUGGAAAGAUCAGAUUCAUAUUCAGAUUCAUAUUCAGGUUCAUACAGCGACGACGACAGGGACCCAAGACCAGAAUCUCCUCCACCAGACCUGGAAUCAAUGAUAUUGGACGAUAGAAUAAUUUUCCUUGGCAUGCCAUUGGUAUCUGCAGUUACUGAGCUUAUUGUAGCUCAGUUUUUGUAUCUUCAGUAUGAUUCAGAAGCGCCAAUUCAACUUUUCAUUAACUCGUCUGGAACUGCUCGUGCUGAUGGUGAAGUGGUUGGCUUGGAGCAUGAAGGUUUUGCAAUAUAUGAUACUAUGAUGCAAAUAAAGAAUGAGAUACAAACAUUGAAUCUUGCUCUUGCUAUGGGCCAUUCAUGCCUCUUUCUCGCUGCAGGAACCAAAGGCAAAAGGUUCAGUUUGCCGUAUUCUAAAGCAUGUAUUCAGCAACCUCGUGCUCUGCCAUCUGGUUUAGCUCCUUCUAGUGAUGUUUUGGUUCAUGCAAGAGAGGCAAAAAUAAACACGGACAACUUCAUCAGAGUUUUUGCAGGGCACACUGGAAAUUCGGAAGAGACUGUGGCCAAUGCCAUUGCCAAAGGGCCAUAUUAUAUGGAUACAGAAAAAGCUAUAGAGUUUGGUGUGAUCGAUAAGUUAUAUUAUGGAUCGCCGAAGAAAAAGGCAAAACCUACCCGAAAAACUAUUGUCAUGGGAAGCGGUGCUACCCGUGCCCUUGCGAUUCAGGAGCAUAUCAGGAAGCAGAAUAAUCAAGGGGAGGAGGAUAAUUAACAUGAAAUGU